Molecule: messenger RNA, 1509 nt
Organism: Fibroporia radiculosa
Lineage: Eukaryota; Fungi; Basidiomycota; Agaricomycetes; Polyporales; Fibroporiaceae
Exons: 2
Coding region: 1-1509 (502 amino acids)
Source: RefSeq, a predicted model, not a curated record
AUGGCAACGGUAGUCCUUCCACACUCGCUGCAGUCGCCUUCAGCCCCGCCAAUCUUGCGCUUUCCUUAUGAAAUCACACUUGCGAUCUUACUCGAGGCGGUCGCAUACUCGGGCCCUACGUGGAAGUGGACCUUGCCGCUGAUCCUCAAGCAUGUCUGCAGAGACUGGGCUAGGGUCAUUCUCAUGGAACACCAGCUCUGGGCGACCGUUGAUUGGGACGUGUUGACCAGUUUCCCGCCCGCCCGCAUGCGCAACGUCCUACUCCUAUCCGGGAAUUCUCCACUCAAAGUCCAUCUGUCGGGGAACGUUUUCUACCCUUACCCAGAUUUUCAGCACCCAGACUUUCAGCACCUGCUCGAAAGCUUAGAGUUAGGAUUGCGAGGCCUCGCGGACCACACUAGUCGGAUCGUUCUCUUCGAAGCGCUCAAUAUGCCGUGCGAGGCGAUGAGCUUGAUUUUUGACACCUUCAAAACCUGCCCGGCGCCGAAAUUGCGAGAUCUACGUCUUGGGAUUUCAACGAACACGGAGAAGCCUUGGGGGCCGCAGGACCGCGCUUGGACCCUGUUCGGCGGCGUAAUGCCUAUGCUACAGAUCGCCCGCAUUCAUGAUGCACCCGGCGCCUGGUCCUCGUGCGUGAACAUGACCACACUCGACAUUACGGAGGAAAUGUUUCCCCUUGGAGUCCUCUUGCAAACCCUGCAGUACUGUACUAGAUUGCGGUACUUGCGUCUCGAAUUCAUAGAUUAUGACUAUGACGACGAUCGGGACACGAAGAUUGUAGUCGAGCUGCCUCACCUGCGACGUCUAAACAUCCAAUGUCCCACUCCUGCCGAGCUUUACUUUCUACGGCAGUUGUCGAUCCCUUUGGCAACUUCCAUCGAGUUGUCCUUCACCACUCUUACUCGGGUGCAAGCCGUCACCCAUGCUCCAGACUGUUGCGUGACCUGUAACAUUGCUUCCGGAACGGAGGAGUUGACACUGGAACUCCGGAAUGGAGAAUUCGGUAAGGAGAACGUGCUGCGUUCUCCGACGGGGCUUUUGACAAUCGCCUACUGCCACUUAUACGGGGUCGACGAUCCGGCACUCCCAGAGGUUUACUGUGGACUCGGGAUCUUCUCGUUGCCUGCGCUCAGGACGCUGACGAUCCACGGCCAUGCAACGGACACCUUUCCUGCUAAAGAGUGGGAACGGGUCUUCGCUUCCUUGUCCUCGCUAGUGAGACUGAAUUUGCAAAAUGUCCAGACGCUCAUCACCCCCAUCAAGCUCUUGGGGUUCGUUGGGCCGGCAGACUCGCCGUCGGUCUACUGUCCCAAACUGCAUACCCUCACCAUGGAAUUUUCAACGGGAGACCAUGCCGAUAUCGUCAGGGUUGUGAAGGAAUCCAUGAAAACUCGCGCGGAGCAGGGUUUGGGGCUGGAAUCAUGCCAAUUUACGCUCAAGAUGGACGAAGAGAUUAAAGCACUCAUGAGCGACAUGAAGUGUGCCGUGAUCAUAAAUGAGAUAUUCUGA